Messenger RNA from Phialemonium atrogriseum, 3234 nucleotides. RefSeq lists its product as uncharacterized. The record is from RefSeq and is a predicted model, not a curated record. The transcript is spliced from 9 exons. The coding region runs from base 1 to 3234 and encodes 1077 amino acids. NCBI's taxonomy places the organism in Eukaryota, Fungi, Ascomycota, Sordariomycetes, Cephalothecales, Cephalothecaceae.
AUGGGCACACCCAAGGUGCUGCAGAGCGAGCAGGGGCGUCCGACUUCCCCGAGGCAUUGCCAACCUGUUCCGGGCGUCACUCGCAAUGGCGGUACUGCAGUUCCUGCGUCGUACCCGAAGCCGAAGUUCAGUCUCGUCGAUCGGUUCAUCGAUGAACCUCGCCCGUUGAGAGUCGGAGUCAUUGGUGGGGGCCUUGCUGGGGUCCUGGCUGGAAUUCUCCUCCCUGCUAAGGUCCCCGGUAUCAAGCUGACCAUCUACGAGAAGAACCAUGACUUUGGAGGCACCUGGUUGGAGAACGUCUACCCCGGAGUCCGAUGUGAUAUCCCGUCUCAUGUGUACCAGUCCACAUUCGCACCAAAGCUCGACUGGUCCGACCAGUUUGCUCAUGGUGCCGAGAUUAGGGAUUACUGGCAAUCACUGGCCCGGGAGCACGACGUGUACCGGUACGCAAAGUUCAACCACAAAGUCGAAGAUGCAGCUUGGGACGGCGCAGAGGGUGUGUGGCUCCUGAGCGUGCAGAACCUCGAAACUGGCGACAUCCUCGUCGAGAAGGUGGAGGUCCUGCUCACGUCGAUAGGGAGGUUCAACGCCUGGAGAUUGCCAGACUACCCGGGGAUUUCAGACUACAAGGGCGUCCUCAGGCAUGCCUCGAACUGGGACCCCUCGUUUGACCCCAAAGGCAAGGCAGUCGCUGUCAUCGGAAACGGAGCCAGUGGCAUCCAGGUCGUGGCCAACCUGCAAAAGGUGGUCUCCCGGUUGGAUCACUACGUGAGAAACAGGACCUGGAUUGCAGCUUCCUGGGCAGGCGAUGAACGGACUCUAGAGUCCCAGGCCAUAUCGGAAGAGCAGAAGAAGUCCUUCGAGGACCCCCAAGUCUACCUUGCAUUCCGGAAGGAGCUCGAGGACAAAUACUGGCGACGGUUCAGCAGCUUCUUCAAGGACUCGGAGCAGAACAACGAGUUACGGAAGACUUUCACCGAAAUCAUGAGGAAGCGGCUGGAAAAGAAACCCGAGCUGCUCCAAGACAUCGUCCCGGACUUCUCACCAAACUGCCGACGCCUCACGCCCGGGCCGGGAUACCUAGAAGCCUUGACCGAGGACAACGUGGACUACAUCCGCACGCCCAUCAGGCGGUUCACCGAGACGGGCAUCGAGACCGCCGACGGCACCCACCGCGCCGUCGACGCCGUCUUCUGCGCCACGGGCGCCAACGUCGACAUGGUCCCGGCGUUCCCCAUCCGGGCGCACGGCCGCGACCUCCGCGACGUUUGGCGGGCCUCCUCCGACAGCGACGGUGACGCGGACGACAACCAACGGCGGGGCUUCCCGUACACGUACCUCGGGCUCGCGACGCCCGGUUUCCCGAACCUGUUCUUCGUCCACGGGCCGCACGGCACGGGGCCGUCGGGCACGGUCCCGCACAGCGUGGAGAACCAGCUCGGGUACUUCGCCAAGGUGCUGCGGAAGCUGGCGCGCGAGGGCGUCAAGAGCGUGGUCCCGUCGGCGGCGGCGGCGGACGAGUUCGUCGAGUACGUGGACGCGUUCUUCGCGACUACCGUGCUGGCGGAUGGGUGCAGCUCGUGGUAUAACGGGGGGAGACCGGGGGGGCGUAUCCACGGUGUGUGGCCGGGGAGUGCGGGGCAUGUCACGGCUGUGCGGAGAGAGCCGAGGUGGGAGGAUUGGGAGUAUGAGUAUCUCGGUGAGAGUCGGAAUAGGUUUGCUUGGUACUUUGGCAAUGGCUGGACUGCCAAGGAGCAGGAUCCGAACUCGGAUAUGACUUCAUAUCUUAGGGUGCCUGGGGAGAUUGACCUGAGGGACUUGCAUGAGUCUUGCGACACCGACAUUGCUCCCCCAAAGGACCAGCAACAUCCAGUGAGAUGGUACCGGUCGACCUUCUACAACAUGACCAUCCUCGGCCUGUGCAACCUCGCAGCACCGGGGAUAUGGGGAGCCAUGAACUCCCUCGGCGCCGGCGGGGCCGCGAAGCCGCACCUGGUGAACUCGGCCAACGCACUCACCUUCUGCCUCAUGGUCGUGUCGUGCUACUUCUCGAGCGUGCUGGUGCACUACAUCGGCAUCAAGGGGGCGCUCAUCUUCGGCACCGUCGGAUACGCCCCCUUCGCGGCGGGCCUGUACACCAACAACCGCUUCGGCACCGAGUGGCUGACGCUGUUCGGGGCGGCGCUAUGCGGCGUCUCGGCGGGGGUCUUCUGGAUGGCCGAGGCGGCCAUCGCCAUCGCCUACCCGGAGCCGUGGAACCGCGGGAAGGCCCUCGGCUACUGGUUGACGUACCGGCUGAGCGGGCAGAUCCUGGGCGGGGCCAUCAACCUCGGGCUCAACGCCGAUCGCGACGAGGCCGGGAAGGUGUCGUACACGGUUUUCCUCGUGUUCAUUGCCAUCCAGGCCGCGGGGCCGCUUGUUGGGUUCUUGCUUAACAGUCCCGGGAAGGUGGAGAGGAGGGAUGGGAAGAAGGUCAGCCUUGCGAUUGUGGAGAAUCCGUGGGCGGAGAUAAAGGCGACGACGAGGCUGUUCUUUAGCAAGAAGUUCCUUCUCAUUGUCCUCUUUAUUGGGCAGGCCGUGUUUGCUGAGGCCGUGUUCUUCACGUACCUUGCCCUGUGGUUCACCGUUCGAGCCCGGGCUCUGGGCUCCUUCCUAUCCGGUAUCGUUGCUGUAUUAUCAGGCAACCUCUUGGGGCAUUGGCUGGACCGGACAAGCUUCCCCCUGAAAACCAGAGCACGGUCGUCUUUCUGGACAAUCGUUACUCUGCAGGGUGGCUGGUGGAUCUGGGCAACGGUGUUGGUUACGAAAUUCCAUCGUACGAGGCCAAUAUUCGAUUGGUCCAGCUCAGGAUUCGGCAGUGCGUUCGGAGUCUUCAUCUUCCUGACCAUUGGCUUUCAGAUUAACUAUCUGUUCCUGUACUUCAUAAUUCACAAUCUCGCAAAGGACGAAUCCGAAAUCAUCCGGUACGCGGCACUGCUUCGGGGAACAGAGUCGGCCUGGCAGGCAUUGAGUUACGGCUUGGAGGCUGUGACGAUCUUUGGCGAAGUCGGAGGGGUAUAUUUGAACUUUGGGCUGUGGGCAGCUUCCAUCUACCCGGCAUGGUUAGUUCUAAGGCAUUUCGGUGCCAGCAAGGACGAAUUCGAAGCCAGCCCCAACCCCGAGCCCAAGGACGGGAUCCGGGGAAACUCCAACUCCAACUCUGGAGAAGAGACCGAACAGGUUAAACUUGCGUGA